Molecule: messenger RNA, 609 nt
Organism: Puntigrus tetrazona (Sumatra barb)
Lineage: Eukaryota; Metazoa; Chordata; Actinopteri; Cypriniformes; Cyprinidae
Product: thymosin beta-b
Exons: 3
Coding region: 166-297 (43 amino acids)
Biological process (GO): actin filament organization; regulation of cell migration
Cellular component (GO): cytoplasm
Molecular function (GO): actin monomer binding
Source: RefSeq, a predicted model, not a curated record
UGAUCAACAGCUUGCACCUGCAAUAGCAGGGUGAUUAAAUUGUUCCUCACUGAGCUAGCGGUCAGGCUGUGUUGUUUAAAUAUAUACACGUGUCCAAGCAAGAAUCCUUCUCUGUGUCUCCCACAACUUGUGUGUUGUUCUUCAACAGUAAAAAAAACUGAAACGAUGGCUGACAAACCAGAUAUCAGUGAGAUCUCUCAGUUUGACAAGACCAAGCUGAAGAAGACCGAGACAAAAGAGAAGAACACACUUCCAACUAAAGAGACCAUUGAACAGGAGAAACAAUGUGAGACAUAAACUAUCUUCACCAAGGGCAAGAUGUGGAGAACUGUGAGAUGGCAGGUCCCUUUAAGUAGAAGAUGGCUUCUCCCAACCACCAGUCACUAUAGCCUUAGGCUGGAAUGGAAUAUUUGCCCUCAUAGUUUUAACUUGUGUAUCAGACCAUCCCUGAGAUGACUGACUUCAUGAUGAUCAUCACUAUAGUAUGGUCACUGAAGUGGCAGUCAGACUUGCACUGAGGCUGUUUAACUCUGUUCUUUUGUAAAUCCACUUGAAUGAAGAAAAUGAGUUUUAUUUGCCCUCUUUGGUGAAAUAAACCUUUCAAAUGAA